This is a messenger RNA of Hylaeus volcanicus, 1977 nucleotides long. RefSeq names its product transmembrane protein 45B-like. The transcript has 2 exons. Bases 936 to 1646 code for a protein of 236 amino acids. Lineage: Eukaryota; Metazoa; Arthropoda; Insecta; Hymenoptera; Colletidae. The record is from RefSeq and is a predicted model, not a curated record.
UAGAAUGAUAAAAGUAUUUUCUAACAUUAUUAAAUGGUAUUUCUUAUUUCUUUUUAAAUAUUUAAAUAAACAUCUUUUUUCUAGUGGAAUUUUAUAUUAUUGUAUUCUAAUCUAUGUUACCUCGUAAAACAAACCAUUAUUAAAAAUAGUACGGUAUGGAAAAUACUGAGAUAUACAACUUAAUGACUUUAAAAUAAAAUAUAACAUAUCUAACGUUUCAAACUCGGAAUAGUAGAUCGAUCAUUCAUCAAAGCGAUCAAUACGAUUUCUAUACAAAUUUCGCAUCUUUCACAAAAACCAAUUCACAUUUAUUAAUCUUUGUCUUUUUACCUUUCGAACGUUGUUGCAUAAUGACAAUAAUAACAUAUUGUUUUCCAAUACUUAAAUAAAAAAUAAAUUUUUAUUAUCAAUUUCAUUUGUUAUAAAACUGUAUGGUGAAACUGUAAUCAUACUUUCCCUUAUAAGGUAAGAAUUCAAUCCCAGAAAUUUUGAUUUAAAUUAAACUUUAUGUGAAUAUAGAAUAAAAUUACAAAGAACGAUUUUGAAGGAGUGGAAUUAGUUUUUAUAGUUUUUACAUUUUUUCGACAUAACUUUUUAACGAAAUAAAGUAAAAAUGGCUGAGUGUUUUAUGUUGUAUUGUAUUACUGAAAAAUUUCUAUAAACUUAUUGUUAUUUGAAAUUCCAUAACGUCCGAGCUAGAAAAAAUCUCUUGUUCAGACUACAGAACGUUAUAUUUAGUCACAUUUAAAACGCAACGGCCUACACCCCAUUCGUCUGCUUUCGUCUUUGUAAUCCAUAAGAUUUUAAACCAUAACCACGCUAAGACGUUAAAUUCUUUAUGCAUCAUUAGAUGCUGAAAUUGUAACAAUCUAAAAUAUCCAGAAGCGCAAACUAAUUGUAGUACAUAGUUCACUACAGCAAAGCAAUAGUUUUAAAUGUAUUCAAUGGAUAGCCAUUUGCCAUGCAUUCUCACUGGAUUAAUCUUCUACAGUUUUGGGUUAAAAUGGUGCUAUGAUUAUGCUAAGUAUUGGGUGUCUCUGAGACCUAGAGAUGAUUUAAAUAUGACAAAAGGAUUGGUGUUCAUAGAGAAAUGUGAGAAGCUGUUAAAUAGACAUCCGAUAGAGGGAAGUUUGAAAUUGAUCGCAACUGCCAUAGGUCUAGCCAGUACAAUAACUGGUGGUUUGGAACAAGUUGGUACGGUCUCUCCAAAGGUUGUACUAGCUACGAUCUACCUUUUUUUUGCAUUCUCUGGUCUUGUAGAUAUUUUGAAUUUUUAUUUCCCUCACAAUGUAAGCGAUGGAUUAGUUAAACUGGCACUUUGUCAAAGCUUUUUCAUGGAAGGAUUCCUUUUCUUAUGGGAAAGCAUAGGGAACAAUGCCGUAAUCAAUUUAAUUUUAGCUUUUAUAGUGUGGGCAACAUCUCUAGCCAUUAUUUUAGAGCUUGUUUGGCCUGAAUUAAAGCUUUUCAGAGCCUGUACCACAUUACUUCAUGGCAGUUGGAUAGCACACAUGGUACGUUUGAACCACACAGCAUCAUUUUUACCAGGAAGCAUUGCUCUGGUAUUUUCUUGGCAUGUUGCUGCUGCAUCAGCUGUAACAUUGUCUGUAGUAGCAGCGACAAGAAGCUGUGCACCUGAAUUUACAUAAUUAUACAUUGUGUAUAAAUUAUUUUAUUAAACAUUUUUGUAAUUUAUAAUGUGUAAUUCAUUUAAAAAUUGAUUAUACAGAUAAGCAUAAAUUUCGUGAAAUCCCAAAAUUAAUAAUCUUUAAAAACACAGUAAUAAAAUAAUUAUUAUAAAUGUUAUGUUAUUUUCACUUUUUAAUUUUUAUUUCCACGUAUAUUAUAAUAUUACUAGAUAGUAGUUCUGAAAUUCCUUGUAAUACCAACGACCACAGUCAUGGACAGGACCCUAGCUACUCAAUCACGUAUUUCAAAUUACAAUCUCCAUUCCAUUGAUCUGGUCACGUUAACUUUAUU